Hemicordylus capensis (graceful crag lizard) is the source of this 6085-nucleotide messenger RNA. RefSeq names its product zinc finger protein 845-like. The transcript is spliced from 13 exons. Gene Ontology annotation, biological process: regulation of DNA-templated transcription. The record is from RefSeq and is a predicted model, not a curated record. Bases 540 to 4307 code for a protein of 1255 amino acids. Lineage: Eukaryota; Metazoa; Chordata; Lepidosauria; Squamata; Cordylidae.
GCCUUCUUGCCGCUUAGGGUGUUGUUGAGAGAGGAAGCUAAGCGCGCCUUUCCUUGAAUUGCUGAUCAUUAUAGGGAGGGGAGGGGGGGUGCAUCACUGGCUCGGCUGCCAGCCUGCUCUGGAGAGCCGGGAAAGGAAGACCAGCCUGAGCCGCAGCCUGCCUGAGUCGAGCGUGAGCUGCCGCGUGCAGGGUAGAGCCCGGAGUGAGAGGCUGCCUGCCUGCUGCUUUUGGCGGCUGGGGCUGGACCGUCAGUGUCCCUUUCCUGGUUCCUGUCUUGUUCUGUCCCCCUCUAAGCUGCCUCAAGUUCCUGCUGCUUGUUUCUCUGCCCCUGAGGAAGGAAACUCCCCUGCAGAGUAAUAGAAAGAAGAUCCAAUCGCUUAGAUCAUCCACCUUUGCUUGCAAAGUGUCUCUUGGUCUUGAGAGUUUGUUUUCAGGAAGUAAAAGCACUAUCGGUCCAGGCAAUCCUUGCCUUGAGGAACAUUCAAGGAGAAGAGAGAAGUGAUUAUUUGGCUUUCUUAAGGACUGCCUUGAAAGACAGAUGGAAGGGCAAAGGUCAGCUGGCCCCGGAGGAGGAAAAGGCCCUGUUGUCAACUGGGCUUGGCAGAGUGAGGAAUUCUGGGAAAGGACUGUGCAGAAAAUUCUAGCCAAGGACCCCAUCAGCUCAGAGGCACAGCACCAGCGCUUCAGGCAGUUCCAAUAUCAGGAGGCUGAGGGACCCCGAGAGAUUUGUAGCCAGCUGCACAACCUUUGCCAUCAGUGGCUGAAGCCAGAAAGGCACACAAAGAAGCAGAUCCUGGACCUGGUGAUCCUGGAGCAGUUCUUGGCUGUCCUGCCCACAGAGAUGGAGAGCUGGGUCAGAGAAUGUGGAGCAGAGACCAGUUCGCAGGCGGUGGCCCUGGCAGAAGGUUUCCUCCUGAGCCAGGCAGAGGACAAGAAGCAGAAACAACAACAGGGGGAAUUUGCAGAAGUGGCCACUGAUUUCCCUGAGGCAGAGAAGGCCACACUGGACACCAGAAAAAGGCCGCUAUUCUGGAGGAUCCCACAUGAGGGUGAUAGAGGUACCACCUUGCUGGGUGAUGCCCUUCUUGCUUCUGCUGGGAUGGAAACAAUUGCUGCACAAUCUGCUCAGGGUUGGGUCUCCUUUCAGGAGGUGGCUGUGUAUUUCUCUGAGGAGGAAUGGGCCCAGCUGGAUGGAGGCCAAAGAGCCAUACACAAGGAAGUCAUGCUGGAGAAUUAUGGGAAUGUGGUCUGUCUGGGUGAUGGCAAGGGACCGUAUCAGUGCUUGGAGUGUGGAAAGACCUUCAAACUGAGGCAAUACCUUACUUCCCAUAUACAAAUCCACAUGGGAGAGAAAACGUAUAAGUGCACAGAUUGUGCCAAGAGCUUUUUGUGUAAAUCAACCUUUAAUAAACACCAGAGAAUCCACACAGGGGAAAGACCAUAUAAAUGCUCAGAGUGUGCAAAGAGCUUCAUUCGGAAGGAACACCUUACUGCACAUCAACGAAUUCACACGGGGGAGAAACCAUAUAAGUGCUCAGACUGUACCAAGAGUUUUUCAGAUCAAUCAACCUUUAUUCACCACCAAAGAAUCCACACAGGAGAGAAACCAAACAGAUGCCUGGAGUGUGGAAAGAGCUUCAGUUGUAGAGAGUACCUAGUUGGACAUCAUCAACGAAUACACACAGGAGAGAAACCAUAUACAUGCUCAAACUGUGCAAGGAGCUUUUCAGAUAGAUCAAGUUUUAAGAGACACCAAAGAACCCACACAGGGGAAAGACCAUAUGCAUGCUCCGAGUGUGGAAAGAGCUUCAGUCGGAAGCAACACCUUAUUUUACAUCAGCGAAUCCACACAGGGGAAAAACCCUAUAAAUGCUUGGAGUGUGGACAGAGCUUCCGUGUCAGCACAAGUUUAAGUUUGCAUCAGAGAAUCCAUACAGGGGAAAAAACAUACAAAUGCCUGGAGUGUGGAAAGAGCUUCUUUCGGAAGCAAUACCUUAUUUCGCAUCAACGAACUCACACAGGGAUGAAACCAUAUAAGUGCUCAGAUGUACCAACAGUCUUUUGGCUCAAUCAGGCCUUAAUAAACACCUACAAAUCCACACAAGGGAAAGACCAUAUAAAUACUUGGCAGGAAGGAGGUCCCUUAGUGCGCUUCAAUCAUAGGGUUAAAUUAAGAGAGUGCUCUCUCUUCCUAGAGAGACCCCGAGGACGGUAUCUCUGGCUGAGCCAACGGUCGAUGAGCAAUAGUCACAGCAGUGAAGUCUGCCACAGAGCAGCAAAGUUCACACACAGGGGAGUAAGAGCGAGUGAAAGAGGUGCUGCCGCCAAGAAAGAGACCAGAAAGAAGAUCCAAUCACUUGGAAUCAUCCAGCUUUGCCUGCAAAGUGUCUUCUUGCCUUGGGAGUUUGUUUUUCAGGAAGUAAGAGCACUAUCAGUCUGGGUAGUCCUUACCUUGAAGGAUAGAAAAGUGAUUCUUUGGCUUUCUAGGGACAGCCUUGAAACACAGAUGGACGGGCUACAGUCAGCUGAUACCAGAGCAAGAAAAGGCCCUGAUGCCCUCUGGGCUGGGAGCAGCAGGGAAUUCUGGGAGGGAACUGCACAAAGAAUCCUGAGUGAGGACAAUGAGGGCUUCAGGCAGUACCAAUACCAAGAGCUUGAGGGUCCACGAGAGGUUUGUACCCGGAUGCACAACCUUUGCCGUCACUGGCUAAAGCCAGAAAGAUGCACAAAGAAUCAGAUGCUGGACCUGGUGAUCCUGGAACAGUUCCUGACUUUCCUGCCCCUGGAGAUGGAGAGCUGGGUCAGAGAAUGUGGAGCAGAGACCACUUGCCAGGCAGUGGCCCUGGCAGAAGGUUUCCUCCUGAGCCAGGCAGAGGCCAAGAAGCAGGAAGAGCAGCAGGGGCCAUUUGCAGAAGUGGCCACUGAUUUCCUUAAGGCGGAGAAGGCUCCAUUGGACACCAGUCAGAGGGGGAUAAUACGCGAGGGUGAUAUAGGUGCCACCUUGCAAGAUCAUGUCCCUCUUCUUUAUGCUGGGAUGGAAACCGUGGCUGUGGAGACUGAUCAGGGUCGGGUGUCCUUUGAGGAGGUGGCUGUGCAUUUCUCUGAGGAGGAAUGGACCCUGCUUGAUGGAGGCCAAAGAGCUUUAUACCAAGAAGUUAUGCUGGAGAAUUAUGGGAAUGUAGCAUCUCUGGGUGAUGGGGGGAUGAGAUCAUAUCAGUGCUUGGAGUGUGGAAAGAUCUUCAUCUGCAGGAGUAGCCUUGCUUUACAUCAGAGGAUCCAUACAGAGGAAAAACCAUAUCGAUGCUUGGAGUGUGGAAAGGGCUUCAGUUGGAAACAUCUACUUAUUUCACAUCAGCAAAUUCACACGGGAGAGAAACCAUAUAAAUGUUCAGACUGUGCCAAGACAUUUUCAUAUAAAUCAAGCUUUAAUAAACACCAAAGAGUCCAUACAGGGGAGAAACCAUACAAAUGCCUGGAUUGUGGAAAGGGCUUUGUCAGCAACAAAAGCCUCACUGCACAUCAUAACAUCCACACAGAAGAGAAACACUAUAAAUGCUCAGAGUGUGGAAAGGGCUUCCAUGUUAGCAAAGGGUUAACUUUACAUCAGAGAAUCUGCACAGGGGAAGAACCAUAUAAAUGCUUGGAAUGUGAAAAAAACUUCAGUCGGAAGCAACACCUUACUUUGCAUCAGCUAAGUCACACAGGGGAGAAACCAUUUAAAUGCACAGAUUGUACAAAGAGUUUUUCGAAAGUAACAAACCUUAAUAAACACCAGCGGGUCCACACAGGGGAAAGACCGUAUACUUGCUUGGAGUGUGGAAAGGGCUUCAGCUGGCAACAGAUAUUCAUUUCACAUCAACGAAUUCACACAGGAGAGAAACCAUAUAAGUGCUCAGACUGUGCCAAGAUGUUUUCUGAUAAAUCAAGCUUUAAUAAACACCGAAGACUCCAUACAGGGGAAAGAGCAUAUAAAUGUAUGGAGUGUGGACAGAGCUUCAGUCGGAAGGAACACCUUACUUCACAUCAACGAAUUCACACUGGGGAGAAACCCUAUAAAUGCUUUGAUUGUGGAAAGAGCUUCCGUGUUAGCACAAGCUUAUGUUUGCAUCGGAGAACCCACACAGGAGAAAAACCAUAUAAAUGCCCAGUGUGUGAAAAGAGCUUCAGUCGGAAGCAACACCUUACUUCACAUCAACGAAGUCACACACGGGAGAAACCAUUUAAAUGCUCAGAUUGUACAAAGAGUUUUUCAGAUCUGGCAGGCCUUAGUAAACACCGACGAGUCCACACAGGGAAAAGACCAUAAGUAUUUAGAGUGUGGAAACAGCUUUAGUUGGAAGUGAACCCUCACAUCAGUGCAUUCACACAGGGGAGGAAUCAUGGAAGUGUUCAGACUGCUAAGUUUUUUUUUUUUAAGAUAGAUCAAGUUUCAAUACACACAAAAGGGCCCCUACAGGGGAGGAACCAUAUCAAUGUUUAAUGUUUAAAUGAUUUUAAUUGUAAACCAUUAAAGACACAAGUUUUGGGCGGUAUAGAAAUAGGUUAAAUAAAGAAAUUGAAUAAAAAUUCUUGGAGUGUGGAAAGAAAUUCUGUGAGAACACAGUGAGGUCAUUCACACAAGCAAAAACUGUUCUAACCAGGUUUGGGAGCUCUGUGUACUCCCAAUUUUGGGUUGUGUGGAAGCAAGUUAGUAGGAAAACCUGGGUAGCUUUUCUUCCUAUCUUGCUUCCACACAAUCACUUCUACCUGGGUUUUCCUCUUACCUUGUUUCCACACAACCCAAAAUUGGGAGCACACACAACUCCCAAACCUGGUUAGAACACGGUUUUCGCUUGUGUGAAUGACCUCAGUGUUUAUUUCACAUCAAAUAACUCACAGGGCAGAUUUAUAAAAUAAUUCUAGGGGUUGCGUAAAACUGCUACCCCAAAAGCAGCAAAGACUGUCACUAGUCAAGGAGACUCCCUAUGAUCUGUAAACACUGGUGUGAUGUGUACUUGCCCAGGAAACAUUUGGUGAAUGGGAAAUUGAUCCCUUUCUCUUGUGCUUUUAGGGUGUUUUGAGAUCCCUUUAACAAUUUUUACCUGCUGUUUUAUCUGCUGGUUCUACUGCUGUAUUGUUGGCAUUUAAUAUUCUGGCAGUUAUUUUGAAAAUAUAUUGUUUUUAUUGUGUAGACCAAAAAAAAAUAAAAAUGGAAGCAUGUUCUAUGGGAAGGAAAGAGAAAAAGAAAAUUACACUAUUUAUCCAAAUUAUUGGUUACCUUACUUCUGCCCACCAUUGUGGCUAGAGUUCUGUAAAAUAUUAUUUGAAAUUAUAAUAUUGUGAUUGCAUUUUAUUGUUUUAGAUGGGCUUUUCCUUUGAAGCUGUUCUUGGUGAAAGGUAGAGUAUAAAAUGUUAUAAAUAAAUAGAUGGAGUCAUAGCAGCAGCAGCAGCAGCAGCAGCACAGAAGAGGGAAUUUUACAGCGUUCUUCCCUGUCUUAGGAAUGAGGUAAUGUAAAAAAGCAAACCACAUGCCAUGGGCGUAACCAUAAUAGGGCAAGGGAAGACAGUUGUCUGGGGGCCCCCUGCCUUGGGGGGGGGCAGAGGCAAGUCACAUGACUGACUCCCCCAGCUACACACCCGUCCAGGCUUCCUGCAGUUGUAUUCAGCCUCCGAAACUGAUCUAUGUGUUAAGACCUGGAGCUACCAGAACAGCAUGUCUUUCUCUAGUACCGUUAAAUGACUUGCAUCAUCCACAAUUUACAAAACCUUUUAAAAACUAAUUUAGGAUGAUGUUCUAUUGUGGCACAUAGAAGAUAGGUAGAUUUAAAAAUAUAAAUUUUACUAUGCUUUUUGUUACCACUAUUCAGCCUCGUUUAAGAUUUCUUUACUUCAUGAGCUGAGCUUCACUGAGGGGGGCAGGCAUUUAAAAAUCUUUUCUCUGGGCCCACUCCAACCUUGCUACGCCCCUGCCACAUGCCACUUGAUCUUUCAGCUUAUGCCAUGAUCUUUCUGCCUGGGAAAUAUUAUUUAUUUACUCCAUUUGUAUAUCGCUAUUCAAAAGCAGCGCCGAGUGCAGUGUAAAAUUAAUAAAAACCAUGACCUAAA